UCAGAACCAGAUUUUUAUUCUCAGGUAUAAACUCCCCUAGUUAUCACAAAUUCCAUACCCGUAAGGGGAAGGUCUUUUCUCACACUUAUGUGUCUCUCUCUCUGAAUAAAUGCUUAAUCUUUAAGUUGAUCUAGUUACUUGCAUAUUCGACUGUAUUGAUCAAGUUCUAUGGACUGGGAAUGGCUAUGGGAAUUCUUGGAGGGUAUGAUAAAGCCGGUGGCGGCACUGGCGGUGGUGCUGGUAGCGGUGAUAUUGUCGUAUUUUCAGAAGCUUGGUUUGGAAGGUGAAAUGGCUUAUUCUGUAUUCAGGGCUUUUCUUCAACUAUCCGUUAUUGGGUUUGUUCUGCAGUUUAUUUUCACUCAGAAAAAUGCUGGAUGGAUCGUUCUGGCUUAUCUUUUCAUGGUUUCCGUUGCUGGUUAUACAGCAGGUCAACGUGCUAAACAUGUACCUCGAGGGAAGUACAUUGCAGGGGUGGCCAUUCUUGGCGGAUCAGCAGUUACCAUGUUCAUGCUAGUCAUUCUAAAGGUCUUCCCUUUCACCCCCCGGUACAUAAUCCCUAUUGCCGGGAUGAUGGUCGGGAAUGCAAUGACAGUGACCGGGGUUACAAUGAAGAAACUCCGGGAUGACAUCAAGAUACAAAUGAAUCUGGUAGAGACAGCACUUGCUCUUGGGGCUACUCCUCGUCAGGCAACUCUGCAGCAGGUGAAGAGGGCACUGAUCAUUGCGCUUUCUCCGGUCUUGGAUAAUGCCAAAACUGUAGGCCUAAUAAAUCUUCCUGGUGCCAUGACUGGGCUUAUAAUGGGAGGAGCUUCUCCUUUGGAAGCCAUUCAACUUCAGAUUGUGGUAAUGAACAUGCUAAUAGGGGCUUCAACUGUUAGCAGCAUUUUGUCGACAUACCUCUGUUGGCCAACCUUUUUCACCAAAACUUAUCAGCUUGAAACAAAUGUAUUCUCUCUGGAUUGAGGUUUGCGACGUCAUAUCUAAAUUGUGCUGAUAACGAACCAAACCGAAAGAGAGAACGUCAUUUCGAAGUUGUAUUAUAUAUUUCUUUGCGUUUUUACUAA
Olea europaea var. sylvestris is the source of this 1064-nucleotide messenger RNA. RefSeq names its product protein ALUMINUM SENSITIVE 3. Gene Ontology annotation, biological process: response to aluminum ion. The record is from RefSeq and is a predicted model, not a curated record. The transcript is spliced from 3 exons. The coding region runs from base 169 to 963 and encodes 264 amino acids. NCBI's taxonomy places the organism in Eukaryota, Viridiplantae, Streptophyta, Magnoliopsida, Lamiales, Oleaceae.